Colletotrichum spaethianum is the source of this 330-nucleotide messenger RNA. RefSeq lists its product as uncharacterized. The record is from RefSeq and is a predicted model, not a curated record. Bases 1 to 330 code for a protein of 109 amino acids. Gene Ontology annotation, molecular function: hydrolase activity. NCBI's taxonomy places the organism in Eukaryota, Fungi, Ascomycota, Sordariomycetes, Glomerellales, Glomerellaceae. The transcript has a single exon. Gene Ontology annotation, biological process: nucleotide catabolic process.
AUGCCCAAGAACAUCCCGGCUCCCGAUGAGCCUGUCGUCACCUUCAGUUCGGGCUCCAAGGCACCGGUUGCCCUGCGUCUUCUCCACCUCAACGAUGUAUACCACUUGGAACCUUCUAGUGCUGAGCCGGUAGGCGGUGUUGCCCGCUUCGUCACUGCCGUCAACGAGUACCGCAGCCAUGAACGCUUCCAGGGCCAGCCCGAGUUAGUGACUCUGUUUUCGGGCGAUGUCUUCAACCCCAGUCUCGAAAGUUCCGUCACAAAAGGUAACACCUCACGCGCCACCCAGAAUUCGUCUGUAUCUGUCAUGGCGCUGAUGCGCAUCAGGUGA